Caenorhabditis briggsae is the source of this 210-nucleotide messenger RNA. The transcript is spliced from 3 exons. The record is from RefSeq and is a predicted model, not a curated record. The coding region runs from base 1 to 210 and encodes 69 amino acids. NCBI's taxonomy places the organism in Eukaryota, Metazoa, Nematoda, Chromadorea, Rhabditida, Rhabditidae.
AUGUGUGUGUGUGAUGGGGGGAAGAUAAGUGGAGUAAAACAGAAAGAAACAUCUAGAACUUUUUUCUUUUUUUUUUCCUCUCGAUUUUCAGUCAUUUUCAGUAAUAAUCUUUUCAAUUUUGGAUAUUUUCAAGUUAUAAUAUUUCGAAAAAUAAAACUAAAUGAAAGCUCUUCAAUUAAUUGGAUUACUGUAGAUUUUAAAAAUCGCUAA